Messenger RNA from Trichophyton benhamiae CBS 112371, 453 nucleotides. RefSeq lists its product as uncharacterized. NCBI's taxonomy places the organism in Eukaryota, Fungi, Ascomycota, Eurotiomycetes, Onygenales, Arthrodermataceae. The transcript has a single exon. Gene Ontology annotation, biological process: protein transport. The record is from RefSeq and is a predicted model, not a curated record. Bases 1 to 453 code for a protein of 150 amino acids.
AUGGCAGACUUCCAAUUUACGAGUGUGACAGAUACGCUGUAUACCUUGUAUUCCAACUUCACCAACAACAUAUCCACGUCUGUCUCCAACCUCACCAUUCAAGACUACAUCCGGCUUGUCUGGAUCAUAGGUGGCUAUUAUUUUCUCCGACCAUACCUCGACAAGGGCUUCAGAAAGCUCUUCGACUCUGGCAACGCAAAGAGAGAAGCCGAAGAAGCCGCUGCUGCCGAAACUGCGGGCAAAACCAAGCUGUCGGCCAAUACCUUGAGGCAAGGCGACGUCUCAGAGAGUGACGAGGAAGGUGAAGAUGAAGGAGAGUCUACUGGGGUGUCGAACUGGGGCAGAAGUGCGAGACGAAAGCAGCGAAAUUUCAUGAAAUACCUAGAGCAGGAAGCUGAAAGGAAGCGGGCGGAAGAUGACGACAAGGAUAUCGCGGAUCUGCUUGAGGAUUAA